This is a messenger RNA of Syzygium oleosum, 4210 nucleotides long. Its product is annotated as probable ubiquitin-conjugating enzyme E2 24. The transcript has 9 exons. NCBI's taxonomy places the organism in Eukaryota, Viridiplantae, Streptophyta, Magnoliopsida, Myrtales, Myrtaceae. Bases 1101 to 3845 code for a protein of 914 amino acids. The record is from RefSeq and is a predicted model, not a curated record.
GACGUGAAAGCACUCGUCCCUCUCUCUCUCUCUCUCUCUCUCUCUCUACCCCCCAGAAUCCAAGACUCAACCCAAGCUUCCCUCUCUUUGUCUCUCUCUCUCGUGCAAUGUUCUUCUUGGACAUCUAUGGCUUAAUGGAUGGGAUUGAGAGAGGACCUCGACCUCUCUGAGUUUUCCAGGAGGAUUUUGGUUUCUUGAAAGAGUUUUCUGGGCCAAGAAGAUUUCAAGAAAGAAGAAGUUCUGUCGGUUCAAUUCAGGUUCUGGGUGGAGCUUUCCCCUUAACGGAGCUCAUGAAGUUUUCAUGCAAAUUCCACGUGUCCGUACCUUAGCCUUAGCAAUGAUUCCUUGGCGGGUAUGCAAUGAUGGGAAUAUGGGUUCAUGGAGAGCUAAGGCCUGACUGUUGAUUUCUUUCUGGAGGCUUGGAAUCACCGAUAUAGAUUUAGACUGGCAACAGCUUUCCUAAUAUCUAGUUAUAGUGGGGCAAAUCUCCUUUGGCAACAUAUUCAGGUUUCUGACUGAAACCAUUCAGGCUUUGAUGGACACUUCAAACUUUCAUCUGCUCAGCGUAACUUCAGCAUCGCGGAAGAACUUUGAGGAGACUUAAUUUGAUGAAAUAUCCGAGGAAGUGUUGCACAUGCCCACUUUAUCCGCAACUCCAUCCUAGCAAUCUUCCAGAGCUUCACUCAGACCUGUGCAAGUUUCUGAACCAGAAGUCAUCGCUUGUUAGACUUCUGUGACUGGUAACCUAUCUCGAAAGUUUCUGCUGCUGGAAACUUCGGCUUCAAGUCCAUUUUUCUGGGCAAAUCUCCUUUGGCAUUUCGGAGUCCUUAGUUGGCUCCGUUUAUCCCUGUAACCGGGGGCAAAUCUCCUUUGGCAUCGGUUCUCCAGAUUUAACAGUCACGUUCUCUUAGAGAUAUUGACUUGUUAUCUGAACCGAAAAGGUAUAACUAUAUUAUAUUACAAGUGUAUCGAUUGGGUUGACUCUGGGACAUACAUAGUGCAUCACAGAAAAGCAUCAGGAACUCACUCGUACGUGAAGAUUGAGCACAAGUUGUUCUAAAAUUUCUCAAGCUAGUGCAAAUUUGGAGGUAUUUGGAGAAAUGGAUUCUCUCUUCAGCGAAUCUGAUUGGGAUAGUUUUAGUGAAAGCAGUGAGGAGAUGGACUUACUGUUCGGAGGUCAGGCUGUGAACCUCUUGUCUAACCUGGAGGAGAGCAUCGGCAAAAUCGAUGACUUCCUUUCUUUUGAAAGAGGAUUUGUACAUGGUGACAUAGUGUGCUCUGUACAAGACCCAUCUGGCCAAUUGGGCAAAGUCAUAAAUGUAGAUAUGUUCGUUGACUUGGAGAGCACUCACGGGAAAGUCAUCAGAGACAUAAACUCCAAGAAACUGAUCAAAGUUCGAUCGAUAUCAGUGGGUGAUCACGUUGUUUAUGGGCACUGGCUUGGAAGAGUGGAUAAAGUAAUUGAUUCUGUCACCAUACUGUUCGAUGACGGGACAAAGUGUGAUUUCACCGGAGUCAAUCAAGAAAAACUCAUUCCUAUUUCUCCAAACAUUGUUGAUGACUCGCAAUAUUCAUAUUAUCCUGGACAGAGGGUGAAGGUUAUGGCUCCAAGUGCUUCUCAAUCUGCAAGAUGGCUAUGUGGAAGUUGGAAGGCGAACCAAGAAGAAGGAACAGUGUGCGCUGUAAAAGCUGGUUUUGUGAAUGUGGACUGGCUCGGGUCUGUUCUCAUGGAUGGUGAUUUCCGUUUGCCUCAACCCUCAAAGUUGCACGAGGCAAAAGACCUUACCCCGUUGAGCUGCUUUCCGCAUGCAAAUUGGCAGCUUGGUGAUUGGUGUAUACUUCCGGGCACAGACUAUAAGAAUCAUCUCAACGGUUCUGGAAAAUUGGACAAAGGCUUUCAGAGACGGGGCACUAGUAUAAGUUCUGCACCAGUGUUUAUUAUCGCAAGGACAAAAACAAAGGUCGAUGUUUUUUGGCAGGACGGUAGCUGUUCACUCGGAGUAGAUUCACAGUCUUUGCUUCCCAUAAAUAUUAUUGACUCUCAUGAGUUUUGGCCUGACCAGUUUGUUCAAGAAACAAACAGCUGUGAUGAUCCACAUGCUCCGAUUAGUCGGAAAUGGGGUGUUGUCCGAGGCAUGGAUGCUAAGGAAAAGACCGUAAGGAUAAUAUGGAAAAACGCUUCGAUGGAGACACCUGAUGAUAUUGGUGGAGAACAUCUUGAGGAAACCAUGAGUGCUUAUGAGCUACUCGAGCACCCAGAUUACUCCUACUGCCUUGGUGAUGUUGUGUUUAGAGUGGUUCAAAAUCAGUCAGUUGUCCAAGCUACAAAGGAUCCUGUGGAGACAGAAGCUACAAAGGCUGAGGAGGCUGUCCUCAAAAGCGAAAAGUUUGGGAGAGAUCACAAGGGCGACCCAAAUAAUUUUUACUUGUCCUGUAUUGGCAACGUUUCAGGCUUCAAAGAUGGUGCUGUCGCGGUGAAAUGGGCAAAUGGUCUAACAACAAAGGUUGCACCCUAUGAGAUUAUUCGAUGUGAUAAGUAUGAUGGCUCAACUCCAUCUCCAUUGCCAUUUGAUGGAAACAUUGAGCAAAUUAAUCAGCAGGUGGUUGAAAAUGAGAUACUACCAAUCGAGAAAGGGAAGGAUUUGCUGUUUCCUUGUACAACUGAUGAAGAAUGCCCAAAGCCCUCUUCUGGAAGCACCUCCUUUUCACUCCCACAGAAUGCUAAGCGAUUUUUAACCAGUGUUGCAGCAACCCUAUUCGGAUCCUUUGGCUCGGCGUCAGAGUCAGGCUCUGUUCAAUUUGCUCUAAUUUCUGAAGACGGAAAUGGAUGUCAAGCUUCUUUUGAAAAUGCGGUAGUAGAGAAUUGCUGUGAUACUGGUUCAGAGAUUCAAUCAUGUGCAGAGAAUGAGCUGCCAGCAUCCGAAUGGAUGAGCUUAAAAGUCGAAGUAAAGGAUGAUCAAGAAGAGAGGGGCCUUUUAAGUUUGUCCAAGAGCAAGGAUGUGGAACAAUUCAAGCAGUUCGAUAUGGUCACGGAUUGCUCCGAUCACCACUUUCUUGAUGGUGCUGACAAAGGAGUGGCUUCGUCUCAGGUUAAAAAAGGUUGGUUGAAGAAGGUUCAGCAAGAGUGGAGCAUCUUGGAGAAAAAUCUUCCUGAGACAAUCUACGUCCGCAUCUAUGAAGAAAGGAUCGAUCUCCUACGAGCAGCUAUUGUUGGUCCUCCAGGAACUCCCUAUCAUGACGGACUUUUCUUCUUCGACAUUUUCCUCCCCCCAGAAUUUCCAAACGAGCCACCGAUGGUACACUACCACUCGGGAGGGCUUCGUGUGAACCCUAACCUGUACGAAUCCGGAAAAGUCUGUCUCAGCCUUUUGAAUACUUGGACGGGCUCGGGCUCCGAAGUUUGGAACCCCGGAAGUUCCACUGUUCUUCAGGUUCUUGUGUCUCUCCAGGCCCUUGUGCUUAAUGACAAGCCCUACUUCAACGAAGCAGGGUAUGAUAAGCAGCUUGGAAAGACCGAGGGGGAACGAAACUCCGUUAGUUACAAUGAAAAUGCAUUCCUCAUGACGUGCAAGUCCAUGCUGUAUCUUCUUCGCAAGCCACCCAAGCAUUUCGAGGCACUUGUGGAAGAGCACUUCAGCAACCGCAGUGACAAUAUUCUCUACGCUUGCAAGGAAUAUAUGAAAGGCGCUCCAGUAGGAUUUGCUUUCGGAGGUGGAGAAAAAGCACAAGAAACUCAAAAGGGAAGCUCCACCGGGUUCAAGAUCAUGCUCGCCAAGCUAUUCACUAAGCUCGUCGAUGCAUUCUCGGAAAAGGGGAUUGACUGCAGCCGGUUUCUCGGUGCAUGAAUACUGAAUCUCUAUGGCAUCGUCAUCAUGAAACACAGAAUCCCUAGGGUUUAAGCACUCAUAUGUUAUAAAUAAGGUGUGGAGUUUGUACUUUGUUGGCCUAAUUGGCAAUUUGUAUAUAGGUGUUGCUGUGUGCGCGCUUGAUCAAGAAUAAAACGCCUCAAGUGAUGCAGGUGAUAGUUUGUAUUUGACCCAAAACAAAUAGUCGGUUGUGGAUGCUUGCUGUAUUCUGCUGUAUCAUUAUGUAAUGGCUUGGUGUAAAAGCUUGACAAUAACAAUUGCAUCAAGGACUGUCAUGUCCUGCCUGUUGCCUUGUGUUAUGCUACCUGUAAUAAUAUUCAUAUGGGUGCUGCAUGGUUGAAUUA